Molecule: messenger RNA, 1842 nt
Organism: Rhizopus microsporus ATCC 52813
Lineage: Eukaryota; Fungi; Mucoromycota; Mucoromycetes; Mucorales; Rhizopodaceae
Product: CigA protein
Exons: 1
Coding region: 27-1616 (529 amino acids)
Source: RefSeq, a predicted model, not a curated record
UCUCCAUUUCGGCAACUGUACGAGGGAUGAGCAUUGGCAGUUCUACUAAUCCCUUUCUAUCAUCAACAACAAGGAGGGAAAAGAGGGACAGACAAAUUGCUAUUGUAGCUAUUAUAUGUCUGACAGUAUUAUAUCUCUUUCUUUCAAGCACUUCAUCAUCCACUAGUGCCAAUGCUAUUGUAAAUAGUCAUCAAUCACUUUAUCAACAAGAUCAUAAUGAAAAGGACAAUCGAACAGUAAAAGAUGACAUCAUACCAGUGACGAUGCCUGAUCCAUUUGAGUUGCAUAAACCCGAUUCAACAGAAAAGUUUAUUACUUACUUGCCUCAUUCAGGCUUCCAUAAUCAGCGUAUAUCAUUAGAAAAUGCAUUUUUGCUUGCCUCCUAUUUGAACAGAACCUUACUUUUGCCACCUGUAUAUCUAGCCAGUCCUGCGUUCCCAUGGCUGCGAUUUGACAAGAUGUAUGAACGCAUCUUGCUUCAGACCAAGAAUGGCAUCGAGUAUUGCGGACAGCUUCGUGAAGGCGAACCUUUGCCACCAGAAUGUCUCAACUAUGCCCACUGGACGUCUGUACCAUGGACCUUCUUUUACGACUUUGAAGGAAUUAGCAAGAAAAUACGAGUUAUAUUCCGCAACGACAUGAGUCUAGAGUGGAUACGUGACGAGCUAUCAAGCGAUAUUUAUUUCAUCAAGGACAAUUCACCGUUUGACUAUCGCAUCUAUGACCUUCCCGAAUCACAAACACCACUACAGCGAUUUGUUCAUCGUCUUGAAUUGGAUGCGCUUGAGGCAAUUCAAGCCAAGGUUAUCCACUUUGGAUCUUUGUUUGGGUCCUACCGUGUGCUGGCACAGUCUGAGGAACACAAAGAUCUGCUGACAUGGGUACGAAGGAACAUGGUUUUCCAAAAUCCUGUACUGCUUCAGACUGCAUCACGAAUUGUCAAUCAAUUGGGAGGCGUUAAGCAAUUUGUCGGAAUCCAUCUCAGAGUUGGAGAUGGACUCUUUAAGGUACGAGCAAGCAUUCAUGUAGACGAUAUCUACCAUCAGCUGGUAAAUGAGUAUACAGAUUUGACGGUAGAUGAAGUGGCACAAUAUGAUAACAGGCAUGAUGAUGAUAGAAAAGAGGAUACAAACUAUGAAGUCAAACAGUUAAGAGAUACGCCCGUGCUUGAAGCCGUUCAGCAACCCAUCCAAGUGACUCAUCCUCCUGAUACAAUUCUUCAAGCCAGGUUAGGAACAUCCACCAAACAUCAUCUCAAGUGUCAAUCCAGUGAUGGAAGAAAUAACCAAUUUGCAAAAACAGCCAUUUAUAUUGCCACAGAUUGUCCAAAUCCACGCGAACAUCCUCUGCUCCAAAAGAUCUUCAAGACCUUCCCAUGUGUCUUUGUGCUUUCUGACUUCAAAUCCGAUCUAAAAGAACUGACCAAGAUCAAGGUUGUUGAAGACAAUGUUCAUUUAGAAUCCUAUCUUAUUCCCAUGAUCGAUGCUAUUAUCGCAGCUCAAGGAUUUGAUUUUUACGGCACAAAUUCGAGUACGUUUUCGACUUAUAUAGAAAGACAAUUACACCCUAUGUACACAAAUGAGCCUAUUAAGCUAUUUGAUGCACCUUCUCUAUAAAUAAUAAACCUUAUCUAAACUGGUGAUAAAGCUCAAAUGAACCUAUAUCUAUUACUUGCAAAAUAAGAACAAGUGCAACAGAGUCCACCUUGAAUAAAGCAAGCCUUACAAACAUGACACUUUAUUGUUAUAUUUUAUAAAUAACCCCCUUUUUUAUUACAUCCCUUUUAAUCUUUCAAGGAAGAGAAAAAGAUAUGCUUUUUUUUUGAAACAAAACGCUAAAAGC